Kluyveromyces marxianus DMKU3-1042 is the source of this 999-nucleotide messenger RNA. RefSeq names its product FluC/FEX family fluoride channel. The coding region runs from base 1 to 999 and encodes 332 amino acids. The record is from RefSeq and is a predicted model, not a curated record. NCBI's taxonomy places the organism in Eukaryota, Fungi, Ascomycota, Saccharomycetes, Saccharomycetales, Saccharomycetaceae. Gene Ontology annotation, cellular component: membrane. The transcript has a single exon. Gene Ontology annotation, molecular function: fluoride transmembrane transporter activity. Gene Ontology annotation, biological process: fluoride transmembrane transport.
AUGAAGAGUAAAGGCAAAUUGAGACCAAAAAUAUAUGACGUUGUAUUUUUGUAUUUAACGUUUAUUCCUUUUGCAGUUCUUGGCACCUAUGCAAGAUUAGGUAUUUACAGACUAUCAAAAUAUGAACCAUCAUACAUCACUCCAACAUCUACGAUAUGGCCAAAUAUAGUAGCUAGCUUUCUCUUGGGUGCUACACGAGAGACACACAGCAUUAUUUCGAUUGAUUCCGUCAUGUUACCUUGUCUAACGACCGGAUUCUGUGGAACGUUUUCAUCAUUCUCAUCGCUAAUGUUGGAAUUGUUUCAACACUCCACGAACAAGGGUUUAGAUAGAAAAGCCUACCCUAAUGCAGGAUAUGGAGUAAUGGAGUUCAUAGCUGUGCUUUUGGUACAGUUAGCAGCUUCUUGUGGUGGCCUAAUUCUAGGGCAAUCAAUUAUGAGAAACAUACUAAACUACUACUAUAAUUGUCAUAGGACCUUGGUAAGGUUGAUUCGCGGGAUUGGAUAUAUCUCUCAAAUAGCAUGUAUUCCAAUUGUAGCGUCACAGAUUGCAUUAGCUGUUAUUUUUAAAGGAGAUAGCAGAUUCUGGACAGUAGGAUCCCUUUUCGGAGUAGUGGGUGCGGCUGUAAGGUUGGAAUUAUCAAAUAGAUUGAACAAUAAAUUUGGUUGGUUCCCACUAGGAACUUUUAUGUGUAACGUUAUAAGCACAACUAUUGCAUCUGUUCUUUUCAUGUUGAAGAAUGGUUUGAAAGAUCAUAACUCACAACGUCUUGUCAACAACAACGAAGCUCUGUCGAUGAUGACAUACCUAACAUUAGGAUUUUGUGGAGGAAUGAGCACACUGAGCACUUUCGUCUACGAGGGUCAAGUGAUGGGUCUUCCUAAAGCGUGUAUAUACUACUUAUUAUCCAUUGGGAUUGGCUUCGCUCUCACAAUCAUAAUCAUCGGUUCUUACGCAUGGAAGCAUAAUCUAGAAGCUACGCAACAGCUCUUCACUUAA